This is a messenger RNA of Diuraphis noxia (Russian wheat aphid), 1180 nucleotides long. It is a transcript of the gene Rad23, whose product is annotated as UV excision repair protein Rad23. Lineage: Eukaryota; Metazoa; Arthropoda; Insecta; Hemiptera; Aphididae. Gene Ontology annotation, biological process: nucleotide-excision repair; proteasome-mediated ubiquitin-dependent protein catabolic process. The record is from RefSeq and is a predicted model, not a curated record. Gene Ontology annotation, molecular function: proteasome binding; damaged DNA binding; ubiquitin binding. Gene Ontology annotation, cellular component: cytosol; nucleoplasm.
GACAGUUAAAGGAAAAACUGCAAGCUGAAAAAGGAUCUGAAUAUUUGGCAGAAAACCAAAAAUUGAUUUAUGCCGGAAAAAUACUUAGUGAUGAUACUAAAAUCAGUGAUUGUAACAUUGACUCAAAAAAAUUUGUGGUGGUUAUGGUUUCAAAAGCAGCUGGUGCUGUUAGUGCUACUAGUGCCUCUAAUACUGUUAGUGCUACUGGUGCCACAAGUGUAAGUGCCACUAAGUCAACACCAUCAGUUUCAGCGCCUCAGAAACCAGCAGAAAAAUCUAUAACGGUUGAACAACCUAGAGUUGAAGAGCAAUCAACAUCACCGGCGACAGAAACAUCUGCUUCUGUACCAGAAUCUGCAUCUAGUGAUGAAUUUGAAAGAAUGGUUCAAAAUGUUAUGGAUAUGGGAUAUGAAAGAUCACAGGUUGAAAAUGCUCUUAGAGCUAGUUUUAAUAAUCCAGACAGAGCAGUUGAAUAUUUACUUACUGGAAUACCUGAUGAACUUCAAGCUGAUCCAACUAUUAAUCAAUCUAUGAGUAGCAUGCUUAGUGAAGACACAGGUAGUUCAACUGGUAGUAGCCAAGUUCCUGCAACUGAUCCUCUAGCUUUUUUGCGCAACCAACCGACUUUUCAACAAAUGCGUUCAGUUGUGCAGCAAAAUCCCGAAUUAUUAAACUCUGUACUGCAACAAAUUGGACAAACCAACCCAGCACUGUUGCAAAUGAUAUCUAAUAAUCAAGAAGCAUUUGUACGUAUGUUAAAUGAACCAACUGAAGGUGCUGCUGCUGCACCAGCAGCUACUGAUAGAGGACCAGUUGGAGGGUUCGAGGUGCCUGUAUCUACACAAGACAAAGAAGCCAUAGAUAGAUUGAAAGCAUUAGGUUUUCCUGAACACCAAGUUGUGCAGGCAUAUUUUGCAUGCGAGAAGAAUGAAAAUAUGGCUGCAAAUUUAUUAUUGACACAAGAACCUGAUGAUUAAAUACCAUGACUUCAAGACUGAAAGGAUUUUGCUGAAUAAGUACAUAUUAAAACAAAAUUGCUGUGUAUUUAACAUAUUUAUCUGAGAAAUAGUAAUUAUUUGAUUUGGAAAAUUUGCUUAAAAAAAAAAUAAUAUAUUUAUAAUAUCUUAGAGCUAGAGCAGUCCUUAAAGUUAUUUCUUUUAUUUUGGUUAAUUUUAUUGUG